Molecule: messenger RNA, 705 nt
Organism: Triplophysa dalaica
Lineage: Eukaryota; Metazoa; Chordata; Actinopteri; Cypriniformes; Nemacheilidae
Gene: sst1.1
Product: somatostatin 1, tandem duplicate 1
Exons: 2
Coding region: 1-438 (145 amino acids)
Biological process (GO): regulation of cell migration
Cellular component (GO): extracellular region
Molecular function (GO): hormone activity
Source: RefSeq, a predicted model, not a curated record
AUGAGGUGCAACAGAAGGAGCCAAAGAGAUAGAAGAGGCAAUCGACGCAUCUCUUUCCUUUAUAUUCCUACCCUCCAAAUCAAUACUUUCAAGAUGCUCUCCACGCGCAUUCAGUGCGUUCUGGCGCUCCUUUCCCUCGCGCUCGCCGUCAGCAGCAUCUCGGCGGCACCAACAGACGCUAAACUCCGUCAACUUCUACAAAGAUCUCUCUUCAACCCGGCUGGAAAACAGGACCUCGCCAGAUACACACUUGCAGACUUGCUGUCAGAGCUCGCGCAAGCAGAAAACGAAGCGCUCGAACCCGAGGAUCUGUCUCGUGCUGUGGAGAAAGAUGACGUGCGUCUGGAGCUGGAGCGCGCCGCUGGUCCCAUGCUCGCUCCCCGCGAGCGCAAAGCCGGAUGCAAGAACUUUUUCUGGAAAACUUUCACGUCGUGUUAAUCGCUCAACGCCGUUGUCUGGUUUUGAGUUCUUAUUUUUUUACUCCAUCAUAUUUCUUUUCUCGUCUCUUAAUCAUUCAUCACAUUCAAACUGUUUAUAAAAGAUAAAAUCUGUUAUAUUUGUCGUUAAACAAUCUCGAGGCUGUCGAUGUGUCAACGGAAAGAAUGUUUUACGAAUGUGUGCAAAUCUGCUUUUAAUUGUACUUUACGUAUUAUAGCAGAUAUCACUAUUUUUGAUUGUUUGUUUGAAUAAAAUAUAUGUUUCAGA